Molecule: messenger RNA, 1044 nt
Organism: Anopheles moucheti
Lineage: Eukaryota; Metazoa; Arthropoda; Insecta; Diptera; Culicidae
Product: chitinase-3-like protein 1
Exons: 2
Coding region: 1-1044 (347 amino acids)
Biological process (GO): chitin catabolic process; carbohydrate metabolic process
Cellular component (GO): extracellular region
Molecular function (GO): chitinase activity; chitin binding
Source: RefSeq, a predicted model, not a curated record
AUGCCAAGAAAGCCCGUGUUUGGAUUUUACGAUUCGUGGGCACGAUUUCGCAAUGGGAGAGGCAAAUGCGAUGUGGACGACAUCGCCAGAAGUGUGAACCUUUGCACACAUUUAAUCUACGCAUAUGCGGACCUGGACCAUAGUGGAUCGGUUGAGCAUCAGGAUGAGAAUGAGCGGCGUACGAUGCGUCAAUUCAACGAUUUGCGCAACAAAAAUCCCAAUCUGAAAACACUCGCAUCUUUCGGCGGUGCCCGUCAUUGUGGAACCUUUUCCAGUGUGGCCGCUAACAAGCAGCAGAGGUCUACUUUUGCUAGAAAUGUGCGCAUAUUUUGUACCACCUAUGGUUUCAAUGGUGUCAACAUCUAUUGGCAGUUUCCAACAACUGACCGCGAUCGUGCCAACUUCGUAGAGCUGCUGGCCGCACUUUCGUCGGAGCUGCACGGUCACGGACUGUUGAUAACCGCUUCAGUUGGUGUGAACCGUGAGUAUGACGUGGCCGGUAUUGCCCGUCAAGUGGACUACAUCCUUUUGAACACCUUCGAUUACAAUGGUGCGUGGGAUAGCUAUACGGGCCAUAAUGCACCACUCACCUGGGCACAGGUAGAAUCGGACUACCAGAGAAAACUGAACGUUAAGGAAAGUGUCAACUAUUGGGUUCGAGGCGGUGCUCCACGGUCGAAGCUAAUCGUCGGAUUAGCUGCAUAUGGGCGUACGUUUACCCUGUCCAACAGCGGUAUUCACGGAACGCGAGCAAAUGCCACCGGUGCAGGUCGAUCGGGAGUUUUCACACAAGAAGACGGAACAUUGGCGUAUUACGAGGUGCAGGACGACUUUAGCUCGGGUCGCGUUUGGGACAGUGAACAGUGCGUACCUUACGCGGUGUUUGGCGAUCAAUGGGUAAGCUACGAUGAUCCGCAAAGUAUUCGAUUGAAGUGCGAAUAUAUUCAAAGCGAAGAUCUCGGUGGUGCAAUGAUGUGGACCAUUGAUCAGGAUGAGUUCCAAGACGGAUUCACACUGCUGCGUACGGUAGCUCAAUGUUUGUAG